Myiozetetes cayanensis is the source of this 1881-nucleotide messenger RNA. It is a transcript of the gene LRIT1, whose product is annotated as leucine rich repeat, Ig-like and transmembrane domains 1. NCBI's taxonomy places the organism in Eukaryota, Metazoa, Chordata, Aves, Passeriformes, Tyrannidae. Gene Ontology annotation, molecular function: protein binding. Gene Ontology annotation, cellular component: endoplasmic reticulum membrane. The record is from RefSeq and is a predicted model, not a curated record.
AUGAGGAUCGUGGUGAGUUUGCUGUGUUGCCUCACGCUCGGGGGGCUGCCAGGGGCGAGCGGCUCGUGCCCAUCCCAGUGCAGCUGCACCUUCCACAGCCUCAGUGAAGGGACCAAAGCCAGGACAGUGCUGUGUAAUGACCCAGAGAUGACCCUCCCACCUGUGAACAUCCCCGUAGACACAAUCAAGCUUCGGAUAGAAAAGACAGCCAUCCGCAGGGUGCCAGGAGAGGCUUUCCACCUACUGCACUACCUGGAGUACCUCUGGAUGCCCUAUAACUCCCUGGCCAGCCUCAGCGGAAUCACCUUCAAGGGCCUUCGUCGUCUGCAGGAGCUGAGGCUGGAUGGGAACAAUUUAAUAGCUUUCCCCUGGGAAGCCCUGGCUGGCAUGCCACAGCUAAGGCUUCUGGAUUUGCACAACAACGAACUUACCUCAGUCCCUCCAGAUGCUGCUCGUUAUGUCAAGAAUAUCACAUACCUGGAUCUAUCUAGCAAUAAGCUGAUGACCCUUCCUCAGGCUCUUAUUGCCACCUGGGCAAACCUCCAGGCUGUUCCUUACUUCCCCAAUGAUAACUCCAAGAUCAUCCUAGGCUUGCAAGACAAUCCUUGGGUAUGUGACUGCAGUCUGUAUGAAAUGGUCCAUUUCCUAAAUUUCCAGUCUCCUAACAUAGCGUUCAUUGAGCCCAGGCUGAAAUGCUUCACGCCCCGGAGCCUUGCAGGAGUGUUCUUCAGCCAAGUGGAGCUAAGGAAGUGUCAAAGCCCCGUUGUACACACGUCUGUAGCCAAAGUGAAGACCAUCCUGGGCAGCACCGUGCUGCUACGAUGUGGGACAACAGGGGUGCCCAUCCCUGAGCUCAGCUGGAGGAGAGCUGACGGUGCUCAGCUGAACGGCACAGUUCACCAAGAGAUUUCCAGUGACGGGAUGAGCUGGUCUAUUCUGGGCCUGCCUGUAGUGUCUUACCUUGACUCUGGAGAGUACAUCUGUAAAGCAAAGAAUUUUCUGGGAGCAACAGAGGCGUUCAUAUCUCUCAUCAUCACAGACUCUGAAAGCACGGAUGACCCAAACUCUUCUAAUGGCAAAGGCACAUGGAAUGGGAAGGCGAGUGGGAUGGAAGCAGCUGCCUACAAUGACAAACUAGUAGCAAGGUAUGUUAUCACCACCUCCACUGUGCCUACCCUGGGGGCUGGAGUGGGCACUGGAGAGGGCCUCCUCUCGGAUGUGGAACAAGACAGCAACCCCAGAAACCUGCUGGUGAGCCCCCCCACCGGUCAGCAGGAGCCAGAGCGAAUGGUGAGGAGUGUCAGGGUGAUAGGAGACACCGACCAGAGCAUCACCCUGGCCUGGAAGGCACCUCUGGCAAAGAACACGACGGUGUUCAGUGUCCUCUAUGCGAUCUUUGGAGAGAGGGACAUGCGGCGGAUCAACGUGGAGCCGGGGAAGACCAAGGUCACCAUUUAUGGGCUGCUUCCCAAGACCAAAUACAUCGUGUGUGUCUGUGUGAAAGGACUGAUCCCCAGGAAGGAGCAGUGCAUCAUAUUUUCCACGGAUGAAGUUGCCAGCGCAGGAGGGACCCAGAAGCUCAUCAACGUGGUUGUCAUCAGCGUGGCCUGUGUCAUCGCUGUUCCCCUGACGCUGGUGGUCUGCUGCGGAGCACUGAAGAGGCGCUGCAAAAAAUGCUUCGUGCGAAAACCCAAGGAAAUUCAGGAAUCCUAUGUCACCUUUGAAAGCCUGUCUCCCGGGGCCAAGGCGAAGGGCGUGGAAGGGGAAUACUUGACUAGACAUACCCCUGAUGAGUCAAACAGGCUGCUGUCUGCCCGGUCCAGCGUGGACUCUGAAGCGAUACCAAAGAUAGAGGGACAACCUAAUGAAUACUUUUGCUGA